Molecule: messenger RNA, 788 nt
Organism: Parathielavia appendiculata
Lineage: Eukaryota; Fungi; Ascomycota; Sordariomycetes; Sordariales; Chaetomiaceae
Exons: 1
Coding region: 71-550 (159 amino acids)
Biological process (GO): tRNA-type intron splice site recognition and cleavage; tRNA splicing, via endonucleolytic cleavage and ligation
Cellular component (GO): tRNA-intron endonuclease complex
Molecular function (GO): tRNA-intron lyase activity; nucleic acid binding
Source: RefSeq, a predicted model, not a curated record
GUUCUGAUUUCAUCGUGAAAAUUGGAUCUCAUCAACAACCGCAUUUGACCGGCAGAACCGAAAGACCAUAAUGGCCUCACAAGAUCACCUCGCAUCGCUCUGCAAAGUGGUGCUGAACAACCUGGAAUACCAGCACGACUGGACACAACUACAACAGCACACUCGGGCCGGCCUGUCCAGGCCACUUCUCUACGGCCUCCCGCCAAAGCGACUCUACGUGCACCCGGACGAGCAGAUCGACAUCAUCAAGGCGGAAAAGGACCGCGGAGAGCGUAUACCCCAGGAGCCCGAGGUGGAGUGGGUCCUCCCGGUGCAUCUCUCUGAGAAGUGGUCGCCUGCACAAUUCGCUGCUGUCUUUGAUGGCAUCGAGGCUAUUCCGCCUGGUGGUGCAGAGCAGGAAGCGUCUGAGGGGGAGGAGAGAGAGGAGCAGUGGAGGCUCUGGAGAGGGCCGAAGCGUGGGAAGCGGAUUCUGCUCGCGACAGUCCAGGACGACUCGACUGUUACCUACUACUGGAUUUUUGACGGGCUGGUGAAGCCUAGGCAGAACUGAGCUGCUCUGGUCUCAGCCCUAACGCCUUCAGGGCCCUCUGUUUCACUAAGCACUAAGCUACUCCGGUAUGCCGGGGAAGCAGCAGGGAGCACAGCAUUCUGCCUCUUCCACAAACCUGCGGCGCCCUCAUUUCCAUAUCAAGGCUGGAAGACGACCUUCUGCACCUUCAUCUGGUCAAACAGAUCGUAGCCCUCAACCGCUUCAGUGAGCCGCAUGAUCUUGUCGAACAUGAAGCUGA